This is a messenger RNA of Frieseomelitta varia, 2323 nucleotides long. Its product is annotated as major facilitator superfamily domain-containing protein 1-like. The record is from RefSeq and is a predicted model, not a curated record. Gene Ontology annotation, molecular function: transmembrane transporter activity. Lineage: Eukaryota; Metazoa; Arthropoda; Insecta; Hymenoptera; Apidae. The transcript has 7 exons. Gene Ontology annotation, cellular component: lysosome. Gene Ontology annotation, biological process: transmembrane transport. Bases 274 to 1815 code for a protein of 513 amino acids.
UAUGACGCAUGUGAUUGACAGAUUAGCAAUGAUACGACUGGCAGCCUACUCAACUUGUUGAAGUCAGUUAAACGGCAGCAUUCAUGGGUUGAUCCCAUAUUUUUUAUUACUCGAGUUGUACCUACCUUAUUUCACAGAGAGAUUAGUUCGUGUAUGUUUGAUCAAUGUGUGAUGGAUUGGCACGAGUGAACUCGAGUGAACUUUUGUAAUUCCAUGCAUCUGUAGUUGUGCCUGACACUUGUAAACAUUUAAACAUCACAUUUGACCGUAACAAUGGAAGGAGGCAUAUUAGAAAAUCCAGAGGCUACUCUAGAUAGAUCCGAUGAUGAGAUUGCCUUGCAAGGAUUCUGCAGUCCAAAAAAAUCACUACACAAGGUUUUUGGCCUGACGUUAAUGUGCCUGUUAGGCUUUGGUUCUUACUUUUGUUUCGACAAUCCUGGUGCUUUGCAAGAUAAUUUUAAAACUGACCUACAAAUGCCAACUAGCCAAUUUGUUUUAUUAUAUUCUAUUUACUCGUGGCCUAACGUGAUCCUUUGUUUUAUUGGUGGAUUUUUAUUAGACAGCGUAUUUGGCAUACGUCUAGGAACAAUUAUAUAUAUGGGACUUACAUUAAUCGGUCAGAUUAUAUUUGCAACUGGUGCUACAAUUAAUACCUUUUGGUUAAUGAUGGUUGGUCGCUUUGUUUUUGGCAUUGGUGCAGAAUCAUUAGCUGUUGCUCAAAAUAGUUAUGCUGUUCUGUGGUUUAAAGGAAAGGAGUUGAACUUGGUGUUUGGUUUGCAACUAAGUUUCGCUAGAGUAGGAUCAACUGUGAACUUUUUAGUAAUGGAACCAAUUUAUAAUUAUGUAUCUCAGUAUUACAAAGGACCAGAAUGUAUUGGCAUAGCUCUCUUUCUUGCCGCUCUUACUUGUGUGAUUUCUAUGAUCUGUGCAUGUGUACUGGGUAUUAUGGACAAGCGUGCUGAGCGAUUAUUAAGAAGAGGGGAGGGACAAGAAACUGAAGCCGUUAGUUUAACAGACGUUAAAGAUUUUAAGCUAAUAUUUUGGUUGAUUGCUCUCAUUUGCAUUGCUUAUUAUGUCGCAAUAUUUCCAUUUGUCGCAUUGGGAAAAGUAUUUUUUGAACGAAAGUAUGCGUUUGAACCAUCAAAUGCAAAUACUGUUAAUUCCCUUGUGUAUUUCAUAUCAGCUAUUGCAUCUCCCAUACUGGGUUAUCUUGUUGAUAAAACUGGAAAAAAUGUUUCCUGGGUGUUUAUUAGUGUUCUUGUAACUAUAGUAGCUCAUGGACUACUCGCAUUCACAUAUGUAAAUCCUUAUGUAUGCAUGAUUCUUAUGGGAUUAGCAUACUCUAUGCUCGCUAGUAGUUUAUGGCCAUUGAUAGCACUUGUUACUCCAGAAUAUCAGCUUGGUACUGCUUACGGAAUUGCACAAGCUGUACAAAAUUUGGGUUUGGCCGUAGUUUCAAUACUAGCUGGUAUAAUUGUUGAUCAUGGUGGAUAUUUUAUGCUUGAGAUGUUUUUCUUGGGUUGGCUAUGGAUUUCGUUGAUAACUGCUGUUGCAAUCUGGGUAUCGGAUGCAGCAACUACUGGUGGUUAUCUGAACAUGACACCAAGUCAGAGAGAAAAAUAUGAACAAAUUCAACGAACACCAGAAAGUCUUGAAAGAGAGAAGUUAUUGACUUCGGAAUCUACUUCAGAUUUAUCGACUGACGAUCUUUUACAACCACAAUCCGAUAUUAGUAUUAGAAAUCGUUAUCUUUCUCGUAUCGGAGAAAUGGUACCGCCUAAUAUAAAAACACCGAUUCAUCGGCCAUUACGAUGAUGCAUUUUAUUUAGAUAAAUUUAAAAUACAAAUAGCUACAUUCAUUGAAAAUCUCUGUAAAAAGAGUUGCUCACUGUGUCUUCCUGUUACACGGUAUCUGUGAUAAUUUCGAAAUCAAUACGUUUGAAUUAUAGUUUGAAUUAUAUAUAAUUGAUUUUUAACAAAUCAAAAAGCAUCUUUUAUUAAGAAGUUAAUAUCUGCAUGAUGACAAAUUAUUGACAAAGAUAUAUAUAUAUAUAAUAUAUAUAUAUAUAUUUAUUAUAUCCAUUUAUUGUAAUUAUGAAUAUUGAUAAUAAUGCGAUUUUGAAUGAAUGAAACACGAUCGACUUAAUAAUACAAUAUGUAAUAUAUCUGUAACAUGAAUGAAUCAAGAAUUAUUUUCUACCUCUUGUUUAAAAGAAAAUCUAUAUAAGGGUUUUAAAUUACUUGUUUAAUACAUGUAUUUAAGCGUAUCUUUAUGUGCAUGUUUAACAAUGUACAAUUGAAUGAAACCAAAUGUUAUAAUUUA